AUGUUAACCAAAAGUAAUAGGAAUUCGGAAUAAAUGGAACAUUCCAGAUAGUUGGUUCUUUCCAGCUCUGCUCCGCUCUGACUGUGGGAUGUGCUGAUAGCUUUGUGUACAGCUAUUUUUCUACACAUUUUGUAUUUCUUCUAAGGUAGAGGGGGAGCCACCAGACGGCAACAUGUCGAGUAAAAGGGCCAAGGGGAAGAACACUAAGAAGCGUCCCCAGCGGGCCACCUCCAAUGUGUUUGCCAUGUUCGAUCAGUCUCAGAUCCAGGAGUUCAAAGAGGCUUUUAACAUGAUCGACCAAAACAGAGAUGGAUUUAUUGACAAAGAAGAUCUCCAUGACAUGCUCGCCUCAUUAGGUAAAAAUCCUACUGAUGAGUACCUGGAAGCCAUGAUGAAUGAAGCCCCCGGCCCAAUUAACUUCACCAUGUUUCUGACCAUGUUUGGAGAAAAGCUGAACGGCACUGAUCCAGAGGACGUGAUCCGCAAUGCGUUUGCCUGCUUCGAUGAAGAGGGCACAGGUGUGAUCCAGGAGGAGUACCUGCGGGAGCUGCUCACCACCAUGGGCGACAGGUUCACCGACGAAGAAGUGGACGAGCUCUUCCGCGAGGCCCCGAUUGACAAGAAGGGCAACUUCAACUAUGUAGCUUUCACACGUAUUUUAAAACAUGGCGCCAAGGACAAGGACGAUUAGUGACGAGGGAUGUGCCUGUUGAGGUUCAUUCUGUACUCCAUUUGCAUCUUGAAACGGGUUAAUAUUUUAUUUAGAUCAGCUAUAUCCUUAGUUUGGCUCAUAAAAAAGCUCUGUGGUAGUCGGUUGAAGAUCAUUUGUUUAAGCUGCUUCCUGGACCUCUGGGUCCCCUUCUAAUCUUUAUUGCAGAGCUCAUUUUGCACAUCUUUGACAACAUUUCAGGGUUAAAUUAUGUAGGAAAGAACCCUCGUGGAGAAAGCUGGAAAUAAACUGAUACGAGGCGUUUACUUAAAACUAAAUAACUUGUGGUUUUGUAGGAAUGUUUUGACAUUAAAUUGUGUUCUGA
This is a messenger RNA of Gambusia affinis (western mosquitofish), 1034 nucleotides long. It is a transcript of the gene myl12.2, whose product is annotated as myosin, light chain 12, genome duplicate 2. The transcript is spliced from 4 exons. Bases 173 to 691 code for a protein of 172 amino acids. NCBI's taxonomy places the organism in Eukaryota, Metazoa, Chordata, Actinopteri, Cyprinodontiformes, Poeciliidae. Gene Ontology annotation, cellular component: cytoplasm. Gene Ontology annotation, molecular function: calcium ion binding. The record is from RefSeq and is a predicted model, not a curated record.